Zasmidium cellare ATCC 36951 is the source of this 834-nucleotide messenger RNA. RefSeq lists its product as uncharacterized. The record is from RefSeq and is a predicted model, not a curated record. Bases 1 to 834 code for a protein of 277 amino acids. Gene Ontology annotation, cellular component: membrane. The transcript is spliced from 2 exons. Lineage: Eukaryota; Fungi; Ascomycota; Dothideomycetes; Mycosphaerellales; Mycosphaerellaceae. Gene Ontology annotation, molecular function: serine-type endopeptidase activity.
AUGGCCUACUCGUUCCUUCAGUCGCUGCCGGACGCACGCCGCAUACGAAGUUCUUUACUACGACUCCCACUCUGCACUCGCGGCCUGGUCGCGGUGAUUACCUUGCUCUACGUGGUCCAUUGGUUUGUGCCUGAGAUUACGGAAUGGGGAGCUCUCAUACCCUCUGAGAUCAACCUCAGAACGCUACAUCGAUUGAACACCUUCCCUCUCCUGCACCGAGACAUCUUCCACUACCUCCUCAACAUAAUCGCUCUUACGCCCUUGCUCGACCGAUUUGAAUCAGAACACGGCACAAUCGUGACAUUCAUCCUCUUCACCGGACCAUUUGGUCUCCUUCCAGGCGGCCUUUACACCCUUCUCGAACGAUUCGUCUUCCAUCUCGAUGGCCACGCAGUUGGAUCAAGUGUAUGGGUGUUCCUACUCCUCUCCAGCGAGUCCAUAAAGACAUACCGCGAGAACCCAUACUUUCAGAUAUCUGACUUCAAGAUACCGACGUGGACGACACCCAUCCUCUUGAUCCUUGUUAUCAAUUUCCUGGUACCACACACAAGCCUGCUGGGACAUUUAUGCGGAGCACUGGUGGGAUUUCUAUGGGGCCUGGGGUACAUCAAAUUCCUGGCACCGCCUGACAAGAUCUUGAGGUGGAUUGAGGGCAAGCUGAACUUACUCGGACGGCUACCGCACUAUGUGAGUGUGGAUCAAAAGACCUUUGGACGAUAUGGAGUGCUUCCGAGCACAGGCGGUGGAAGGGUUGGCCCAGGCAGAGGCACAUUAGGUGCGGCGAAUGGUGUUGCCGUCGGUCCUUUGGGAAGUACGCAACGACUCGGCCCUUGA